This is a messenger RNA of Macrosiphum euphorbiae (potato aphid), 387 nucleotides long. NCBI's taxonomy places the organism in Eukaryota, Metazoa, Arthropoda, Insecta, Hemiptera, Aphididae. The record is from the annotation of a GenBank genome assembly.
AUGCAGGGAAGUCGUGGAAAAAGACGUGUAGCAAGAGCAGAUUUUAUAAGAUCUGGGAAUCAGGAUGCGAAAGACAUUUUUCUAAUUGAAAUUAAAAGGUGUAGGAGAAUAUUACAGAGGGGAAAAAAGAAGUUCAUUAAUGGGAUUUUGGAGGAAGCCGAGAAGGAUCGAUCGCAAGGAAGAAUUAGAAACUUCUUCAAGACUAUUGGACAGUAUAAGGAUUUUAACACAAUCCUAAAGGCAAUAAAGGUAGUAAUGAAGAUUUUCUUAUGGAACCAAGUGAUAAAGGUAAAGGUGGAGGGAAUACUUCAUAGAUAUUUUCAAUGCAGAAAUACAAGUGGACCCUAUAGGAAACGCUCAAUACCAGACAGCGGAACCAAUGAUUAG